Messenger RNA from Vigna unguiculata (cowpea), 699 nucleotides. RefSeq lists its product as uncharacterized. The record is from RefSeq and is a predicted model, not a curated record. Lineage: Eukaryota; Viridiplantae; Streptophyta; Magnoliopsida; Fabales; Fabaceae.
AUGGCGCCUUACGAGGCCCUGUAUGGUAGGAGAUGUAGGACACCUUUGUGUUGGCAGCAGGAUGGUGAGGCAGUGGUGCUUGGACCAAAGUUCUUACAGCAAACUACCGAGAAGGUGAGGGUGAUACAGGAUUGGAUGCGCGUAACUCAGAGUAGGCAGAAAUCUUAUGCAGAUAAGAGGAGGAGGCCGCUUGAGUUUGAGGCAAGGGAUCACGUGUUUCUUCGAGUGACGGCUACAACAGGCAUUGGUCGGGCACUUAAAUCGAGAAAGUUGACGCCUCGAUUCAUCGGGCCAUAUAAGAUCUCGAGACGGAUUGGCCCUGCAGCAUAUGAGAUAGCUUUGCCACCGCACUUGGGAAACUUGCAUAAUGUUUUCCACGUGUCACAGUUGAGGAAAUACAUAGCUGAUCCUACGCAUGUUCUGGAGGAUGAUGAUGUGCAGAUACGGGAAGACUUGACCAUUGGAGCCGGACCAGUGAGAAUCUUGGAUUCUCAAGUAAAGCAGUUCAGAGGAAAGGAAAUUAAAACUGUAAAAGUACUAUGGGAUGAGGCAACUAAGGAAAUGACAUGGGAGAUGGAAGAUGUCAUGAGGCGGUCCUAUCCUCAUCUUUUCACUGGCGACGCGAGUCUGUUGACUCGAUUUUCUGGUUCUGUGCUUUCUGGGAGAAUUCUAAUCGGGGAAAAAGGUGGGAAUUGGUAG